ACCGUAGGGGAUCAAAACCUUGGUAAUCCUAAUAUCCUAUCCACUCUCAAGUCUCACCCAACUCCUUUCGUUUUCUAGCAUAACAGACAACUAACAAUACAACAAUCCUUUCAAAGACAAUUCAAUCUGUCACCCUUUCUUCUUCUUUUUCCUUUCCUCCCCUAUUGAGUUCUCAAGCUGCCAAUGGAGACUCUAGCUUCUUCUCUAUGUACAACCCAUGGCGGCGGCCUAGCCAAUUUUUGUGGCGGUGCCUCCGUCUCUGUUCUUGGCUUCCCUCUCCACCAUCUCAAGAUUCAAGCCCUUCCUGAUUCAAAGAAAAGGCACAGUUGUGGGGUCAUAAAAGCUUCUGUUGCCAAGACAGAAGUUGCACUCCUCAGAAUUGGCACUAGAGGAAGCCCAUUAGCACUUGCUCAAGCUCAUGAGACACGUGACAAACUCAUGGCUUCCCAUCCGGAAUUAGCUGAAGAAGGAGCUAUCAAAAUUGUUGUCAUAAAAACAACUGGUGAUAAAAUACUGAGUCAGCCACUUGCCGACAUUGGUGGGAAAGGCUUGUUUACAAGAGAAAUAGAUGAGGCUUUAAUAAAUGGUGAUAUUGACAUUGCUGUCCACUCAAUGAAGGAUGUUCCUACUUAUUUACCAGAGAAGACGAUUCUACCUUGCAACCUGCAGCGUGAGGAUGUUCAUGAUGCAUUUAUUUCCUCGAGUGCAUCUUCCUUGUCUGUGCUUCCUGCUGGGAGUGUUGUUGGUACUGCAUCACUCAGAAGAAAGUCGCAAAUACUCCACAGAUAUCCGUUGCUUAAGGUGGAGGAUAAUUUCCGGGGCAAUGUACAGACACGAUUAAGAAAACUUAAUGAAGGGGUGGUCCAAGCUACUUUAUUGGCAUUAGCUGGACUCAAACGGUUGAGCAUGACAGAAAAUGUUACUUCCAUUCUUUCAAUUGAUGAAAUGCUUCCAGCCGUUGCACAGGGGGCUAUAGGAAUUGCAUGCCGAAGCAAGGAUGAAAAAAUGGCUACUUACCUAGCUUCAUUAAAUCAUGACGAAACACGACUGGCAGUUGCAUGUGAGAGGGCUUUCUUGGAGACAUUGGAUGGGUCUUGCCGUACUCCUAUUGCUGGCUAUGCUUUCAAAGAUGGGGAUGGUAAUUGCAUAUUUAAAGGAUUGGUGGCUUCUCCUGAUGGAACACGCAUGCUUGAGACUUCUAGGAAAGGCUCAUACGUUUUUGAAGAUAUGGUUAUGAUGGGGAAAGAUGCUGGCAAGGAACUUCUUUCUAGGGCAGGUCCAGGCUUCUUUGAUUUUUGAGUAAUUUAACGAUAAUGUGAGGUAAAAGAGAAGGCUCAAGGCUUCUGGUUUAACUUUUAGCUAGGAUUUGUUUCCAUCAAUUUCAUUUAUUCUCCUGAGCUUUUGUUUGUUGUAAUUCUAGGAAUAGCUAUUAUUUGGUUAAUUCUGAACUAGAUAAUUUAUUGACGGUUGAUGUUAGAAGGUUAGAUUUUUUUUAUUGUAAUUUUAAUUACACUAGUUUUUUUAAUACAUGCAUUCUAUGCGAAUGA
Durio zibethinus is the source of this 1547-nucleotide messenger RNA. Its product is annotated as porphobilinogen deaminase, chloroplastic-like. Gene Ontology annotation, biological process: heme biosynthetic process. Gene Ontology annotation, molecular function: hydroxymethylbilane synthase activity. NCBI's taxonomy places the organism in Eukaryota, Viridiplantae, Streptophyta, Magnoliopsida, Malvales, Malvaceae. Gene Ontology annotation, cellular component: cytoplasm. The record is from RefSeq and is a predicted model, not a curated record.